AAGUGCAUCCUUUGUUUCUGAAUCUUGGUCAUCUUUUGUUGUUUUGUAGCCAAGAGGUGUCGGUGGAGGAUAUUACUUGACAUGCAUGCAACCAAAAUGCAGUGGUUUCGUAUGUGUUAUAUCAUUUGGAUCGAGCGAGAACUUAUAAGAAAAGUCCUCAUUUCCUUUUGAGAGAACUGAAAAAAAAAAAACAAGACCGCAAAUGUUCUUGGAUGAGUAGUUGAAUAGGGAGAGAGGUUUUGCAUUCAAUUCUCAAAUUCCAGCUUCAAGUGCUGCCAUAUUCUGGAAAAUAAGGCGUGGAGAAACGACAACAAUUCUGUCUAGUUGGAACUAAUUGCACAAGAGCGCAGAAGGUGAUCUCUAAGGUUUCAAUGGACAAGCUUCUUAAGCCGUACGAUAAGGAAUACAUGAAGAUGGCCAUGUUACAGCACGAAGAAACGUUCAGAGAGCAGGUGUACGAACUUCAUCGUCUAUAUCGAAUCCAGAAAAUGCUUAUGAAAAACAUUGCGACGAUUGAUUAUCAUCAUGAUAGGCAUCAAAAGCCUCAACAGAUUAAGCUUGACUUGGAACUGCCUGCUGAUCAUGAAGAUGUGGAAUCAGACGGUGAUGGAUUGUUAGAGAUGGAAGAUGAAAGUGACAUCCAGCUAACAUUGGGCCCCACGAGUUACAAUCGAAGGAAUAGGAAAACUGAUGAGACACCAUUAAAUUCAGAUUCUGGGCUCAGUUUUUCUUCUUCAUCAUCUGGAUCCAAUUAUAUAAAGAGGACAAGUUUAGGGACACAUCAAAGGAGAGAGACAAAUACAAUCAGAGAAGAAGAAUCAUUUAGACACAAAUGGGGGAAGGGAAGAAAAAACGGUUCUGAUGUUGAAGAGCAACUUGGACAAGAUAGAGUAAAUCAACAUCCUUGGAUUUUCCAAGUUUUUAGUUUGAAAAUGACUUAGAAAUAUCUUCAGACUGGGUAUGCUGAAUCUUACAACGCCUCUCCAAUGACCUUUAUUGGCGUGUAUUGAAUUUCAUAUUGGGUAUAUAUGUAAGAGCAAUGACGAUAACUCCUUGACUAGCGCUUUUGAGUGAAUAUCUAUGGUUGCACUACUUUCUUUAA
Molecule: messenger RNA, 1102 nt
Organism: Ilex paraguariensis (yerba mate)
Lineage: Eukaryota; Viridiplantae; Streptophyta; Magnoliopsida; Aquifoliales; Aquifoliaceae
Source: the annotation of a GenBank genome assembly